Onychomys torridus (southern grasshopper mouse) is the source of this 1193-nucleotide messenger RNA. RefSeq names its product EF-hand calcium-binding domain-containing protein 3-like. The record is from RefSeq and is a predicted model, not a curated record. The coding region runs from base 28 to 1176 and encodes 382 amino acids. Gene Ontology annotation, molecular function: calcium ion binding. NCBI's taxonomy places the organism in Eukaryota, Metazoa, Chordata, Mammalia, Rodentia, Cricetidae. The transcript has 10 exons.
GCCAGGGCCAGAGGAGGCCUGGGGACCAUGGAGGGCAGCAGAGGCCAGAAGACCAAGAGACCCUCAUCGACACUGAGAAGGCCUCCACAGAAGCCUCGGAGUCUCCUCACACGAGAGGAGCCAGCUGGCAGGGUGCAGAAAGGGCGGCUGCAGCUGCAGAUGGGCCAGUUGCCUCAGUCAGAGCUAGCAGCAGCCAUGGCCACAAAGGAGGAUCAGACCAUACUGAGGGCAAGAGAAUUUAAGGACCCUGAAGCUACCCAUCCAUAUUGGCCAGGCCCAGAUACCAAGUCUCAGAGUUCGACCGAUGAUAGCAUGGUACCCCUGACACCCCGGCAGCUGGCAGCCUUCCAGGAUAUCUUCAAACUGUUCAGCUGCAGCCCAACAGGCACCGUGGACAUGCAUAGCAUGAAGGUUGCCCUGCGCAAUGUGGGUAUCCAGCUGGGCCCACAGGAGAUGUGUGAGGCUCUUCGGCUGGCCGACUUAGAUGGUGAUGGAAUCGUCAGCUUCAAGGACUUCCUGGGUGUCCUCACUGACAAUCACCGCCUAGCUCAGUGCAUGGGCCACAUGAAGAGCAAUCGGGUCUGUGAGCCCCCGGGCCUGCAGACCCUGUUCCUCGAGAUGCUGUUCAAACUACUGAGGCAGGGCUUUGUGCCCUCCAAAUCAGGACAGGAGGUGACUAGCUACUAUUUCAAGCAGCAGCGGGCUCUGCCGAUGAGCAUGUGCUCUAAGAGCCGGGCGCGCAGCCAGGGGCGGCCUGCGCGUGCACACACGGGUCUCACCUUCUUCUGCCAGGCGGCGCGCCUCAGCGGCCUCUCCAGCUCCCAGCUGGCGCGCUCCCUGCACACACUGUACAGAGCGGGUGGGCGCAACCCCUACGCUCAGAUUCCUAGCUUGCCCGGGCGCCCGCGACCAGACCGCAGGAUCUCAAACCGAGCCCCGUGCCCCGACGUUCGCCUCCCCAAACCCCAUCAGCCAGGCCGCCCCAAGCUCCCUCCCAACCUGGGGCCACUCAGCAAAGGUCCCCUCCGCCCUCCCGCCGGGCUAGCGAGCCAGCCGCUGGAGCAAAUGCGCCCCUCGAAGCUACCUUCCUCCCCGCCAACUCUAGUGCAGAAGCACCCCUCCUCCCCUUCGCCAGCCAGUUUCCAGAGAUGUGCUAUGAAGAGCUUGUACAAGUAAAGCGUUUGCUGAGCGAA